GCAUCACCUCCGAGCCUGUGCUGCUGCCAUUCCCAGAGAUCCGUCUCUCCAACGGGCCCAGCCGGUGCCAGGGGCGAGUGGAGAUCUUCUACAAUGGCUCCUGGGGGACGGUGUGCGACGACGACUGGGACAUCGUGGAUGCCAACGUGGUGUGUCGCCAGCUGGGCUGCGGCCACGCCAUCCCCCUCCCGCCUGCCAUGACCUUCGGCCAGGGGAGCGGACCCAUCUUCCUGGACAACGUGGACUGCAAGGGCUGGGAGGUGGCCUUGAGCGAGUGCUGGAGCCACGGAUGGGGCAUCCAUAACUGCUACCACUAUGAGGAUGUGGCUGUUGUAUGCAAUGGCGACGGGAGCAUCCGCCUGGUGAGCGGGACCGAUGCCUGCCAGGGCCGCGUGGAGAUCCUCUACCGCGGGAGCUGGGGCACCGUGUGUGACGAUGACUGGGGCCUGAGCGAUGCCAGCGUGGUCUGCAAGCAGCUGGGGUGCGGCCAAGCCCUGGACUACAAGAGCAAUGCUUAUUUCGGCUACGGCACAGGGCUCAUCCUGCUGGACAACGUCAACUGCGACGGCAGCGAGCCCUUCCUCUCCGCCUGCUACAGCCUCGGCUGGGGCAUCCAUAACUGCGGACACCACGAGGAUGCUGGGGUCAUCUGCGCAGGGCUAGACACGUCCACCAUCACGUCCUUCACCACCUCGGUGGCCCUGGACUAUGAAGAGACAUUCACUGCCACGGCCACAGUGACAGACAGCAGGGACCAGCCCUCUGAGGCCACCGAGGUGCUCUCCACCGCUCUGCUCACGGUCGAGCAGGAAA
Molecule: messenger RNA, 813 nt
Organism: Nestor notabilis (Kea)
Lineage: Eukaryota; Metazoa; Chordata; Aves; Psittaciformes; Psittacidae
Product: scavenger receptor cysteine-rich domain-containing group B protein-like
Exons: 5
Cellular component (GO): membrane
Source: RefSeq, a predicted model, not a curated record